Vespa velutina is the source of this 3307-nucleotide messenger RNA. RefSeq names its product intraflagellar transport protein 56 (gene Ttc26). Gene Ontology annotation, molecular function: intraciliary transport particle B binding; protein binding. Lineage: Eukaryota; Metazoa; Arthropoda; Insecta; Hymenoptera; Vespidae. Gene Ontology annotation, cellular component: ciliary basal body; intraciliary transport particle B; ciliary base. Gene Ontology annotation, biological process: intraciliary anterograde transport; intraciliary transport involved in cilium assembly. The transcript is spliced from 8 exons. The coding region runs from base 467 to 2200 and encodes 577 amino acids. The record is from RefSeq and is a predicted model, not a curated record.
CCAGAUUCUUUAAGCGCAAGGGCCAGUUGUGUACUAAUAGUAGAUUUGCCUACGCCGCCUUUUCCAGAAAGGACUAAUACCACGUGUUUCACUCCUUCUAACAUCUCGCAACAUAAAAAUAUAAACAAAUUAUGACUGCACGUAGUUUACACAAUAUUUAGUUCUGUUUUUACCUAGAUAGCACUGUUACUAUAAUCAAUGUAUAUACAUACAGCAUUGAUUGGUUGAAACUUUUGCGUUUUAUUUAAAAGUAGUAUUUGAAAUAUUAUUGAUUUCACCACGAUUAAAUCGAUUGAGAAGUUCUAACAAUGUUUGUUAUUAUUAAUGUUUUUAAGUAUUAAUUAUAAAACACACUAGGAGAUGUAUAUUUCACAUAUUUUUUGAAAUAUUUUAAACUGUUAAUUGAAACGUCAUACGAUCCAGAAGUAAUCAAUAAGCGUGCACCUGUUUAUGAUGACAUUUAAAAAUGAUUUUGUCAAGAGCAAAACCAGCUUCUUCAGAAGGAUCAAGAUUAUCUGCAUCACGUACUAAUAUACCAAAGUUAGAAGAAUUUUUAGAAAAACGUGACUACAUAGGUGCUUUAACCCUUUUAGAAUUUAACAGUACUUCUGGCAGUAAUUUAGAAUCAGAAUUAUGGAUGGGUUAUUGUGCCUUUCAUCUUGGAGACUACAAGCGAGCUCUCACUAUUUAUGAAAAUCUUAAAAAAAAAGAAAAUGUUCUAGUCGAUUUAAUUACAAACUUAGCAUGUUGUAAUUUUUAUCUUGGGAUGUAUCCGGAAGCAUAUAAAUUAUUGGAAGAAGCACCUGAUAGUAAAUUGAAGACAAGACUUUUAUUUCAUUUAGCACACAAAAUGGGUAAUGAAGCAAAGUUGCUGGAGUAUCAUCAAAUGUUACAUGAUGUUUUGGAAGAUCAACUUAGUUUGGCAUCCAUACACUAUCUUAGAGCACAUUACCAAGAGGCUAUUGAUGUUUAUAAACGGAUAUUGCUUGAUAACAGCAAAGUGGAUGAAAAAAAAGAAAACAGUUUUAUGCAUGAAACUGAUUCAGAAGUAUAUUUUAUUACACAAUUAAAAAAUUGCAGAGAUUAUGUAGCUUUAAAUGUAUAUGUAGCUUUGUGCUACUAUAAGUUAGAUUAUUAUGAUGUUGCACAAGAAGUUCUGCAAGUGUACUUACAAAAAUUUCCAGAUAGUGCAAUUGCAAUCAAUUUGAAAGCUUGUAAUCAUUUUCGUUUAUAUAAUGGUAAUGCUGCACAAGCUGAAAUGAAGCAGCUUAUAGGAAAGAUAUCAAGCUCUUUUAGUUUUGGACAUGAUCUUAUUCGUCAUAACACUGUUGUAUUUCGAAAUGGGGAAGGAGCUUUACAAAUUUUACCAAAUUUAGUAGAUGUUAUACCAGAAGCUCGACUUAAUUUGGUAAUAUAUUAUUUAAAGCAAGAUGAUAUAAAGGAAGCAUAUGAACUUAUUAAAGAUCUUGAACCUGCUGUUCCACAAGAAUACAUUUUAAAGGGCAUAGUAAAUGCUGUGAUGGGUCAGGAAAUAGGUUCUCGUGACAAUAUAAAAACUGCUCAACAAUAUUUUCAAUUGGUGGGUUCUUCUGCAUCAGAAUGUGAUACCAUACCUGGUAGACAAUGUAUGGCAUCUUGCUUUUUCCUUUACCGACAAUUUGAAGAAGUUCUGGUUUAUUUAAACUCAAUUAAAACUUAUUUUUCUAACGAAGAUAAUUUUAAUUUUAAUUAUGCACAAGCACAAUCUGCAGCAGGUUAUUUUAAAGAGGCAGAAGAAGCUUUCUUGAUGAUACACAAUGAAAAAUACAAAAAUGAUUAUAUUUACAUCAAUCUUCUGGCUUAUUGUUAUAUUAUGAAUAAAAAAGCAAAACUUGCAUGGGAGUUAUAUUUAAAAAUGGAUACAUCAACAGAAUCAUUUAAUUUAUUGCAAAUGAUUGCGAAUACUUGUUACAAAGUAGGUGAAUUUUGGUAUGCUGCUAAAGCAUUUGAUAUGUUAGAACGAAUGGAUCCUAGUCCAGAACACUGGGAGGGUAAACGUGGAGCUUGUUGUGGUACAUUUCAAUAUAUUGUCGCAGAAAAACAACCAACAGAUCUACUUCCUGAAAUAAUUCUUUUGCUUAGAAAUACAUCUAAUUCACAAGUGGAACAAAUUAUUCGUGUUAUGCGUAAAUGGGGUAAAGAUAACAGGAUUAAUUGUUAAUGCUGUGAUGUAUAAUGAUUUAAUAAUCAAUUCCGUCCAUUAAUGGCCUUGUUUCUUAUUUUCUUUUGUAUUCUAUGAAAAUAUCGUUAAUUGGCAAAACAAUAAUGGGACCAACGUGAAUGCUCAAAAACUAUUGUUGUUUUGUUAUGAAACAACACUGCUUGUGGUUGCUGCUUUAAUAUAAAAUAGAUAUAUUUAAACCGUGAUACACUCAUUUGUAUAAUAAUAAUUACGAUAUAAUAAUAAUAAUAACCUUUAACAAACAUAAUUGAAGUAUUUUAAAAACGCCAUAAUUUAUGACGUACUAUUUUUCUUCUACUUUCAUGUACGAUUAGCCGACGUCCUGUAGCAUAAAUUUGAAAAAUUUUUAAACAUAUUUAUAUGUUAUAAAGUAACUUGAAUCAUACACACUUCUUCGAAAAUAUUUCUACUGAAUAGAUGCUACAAUGAAACUAAAAGAAAAAGAUUUAAUUUAAAAUAAAAGAUAAAAUUUAAAGUUUUAAUGUUUAUAACAUAAAAAAACAAAAUAAAUUUUAAUCUAUAAGUUCUUUGUAAUAUUUUGUUAAAAAAAAUGAAAAUAACAAGUACUUUUUUCAGUAAAAUUAAACUUAAUUAUUUGAUUGAUGAUACUAAAAGAUAUUUUCCAUUUUAUUCAUAAAAUGCAUUAUUACUUAGCCAGUACUAGUACAAAUAUAGAGAAGGAGUGCCUAGUACCAAUUAUUUCUACAUAGUUACAUAUAAAAAUAGCACCAAAAUGAUUAACGAUAUACAUACUAGCAUGUUAAUGCAAAUUUCAUUUUGUAUGAUAUCGAUUCUUCUCUGAAAUACAUCUUAUUUCUCGGCACUCAUUCUCUAACUAUGUUUAUCUACAUUUGAGUCUUUAGUACAGUCCGUCAGGUGAAAUAACUUUAAUAGUCCACGCUAGUAUUCAAUUGUUACACUCCAUAAUUUAAAAAAGAUCACCGUUUUUCAAUUGCACGAUACAUACACUCAGUAUCCGUUUCAUCAAACGUUGACACUCUAAGAUCAAGUUAAAAUUGAUUAUGCUAAAGGUGUAAAUAUAGUAGUAAUAAAGCAGAAAGUAUAUGCAGUGUUCAUUUAAAGUCA